AUGGCAACUAUACGCGAUUCAAUCACAGACUACAGCAAAACGCAGCGUAUAGUCCUCUUAAUAGACCUUAAUCCACUUCUUCAUCUCCAAGAUCCAGAACCAUUCUUAGCCACUCUGUUAACUUCAACAAAAAUCCUAAUUUCAUUCGCUUCUCUUUCUUCUUCCCUUUUUGCUUUCAAAUUCUUCUUUUCAUCUCUCUCUCCACUUCUCUCCUCCUCAAAGCUCCCUUUUCCUUCUCUUUCACUCUCCUUUGGCCAACCAGAGACCACCAUUCAAUCACUAAACACUUUCCUUCUUAACCCUUCUCUCAAAAGUAUUUUCUCCAAAACGUCCUCGUUUUCCUCGCCCCGGGCUGCCAAUGUUGCCGCGUCCAUGCGUCAGCUGGUUCAUGACUACGCGUGGGACACGGAUGGUAAGAUUCUUGAUUCUGUUUGCGUGAGGUCUAAUGUGGUGGUUUUGUUUUCGCCAAUUUUGAAAUCUGUAAAAUGUUCGAGUGAGUUCUUGGAUGUUGAUGUAAAUGAUGAGUGUUUGAGCGAUGUGGGUUUGUUUAAUGACAAGUUUCGCGGGUUUUUUGGAAGUGUAAACGAUGCCUUUCGUAGGAGGGAUAUUCAUCUUAGUUGGGUAGAUGUCAAAUGUGGAUUAGAUUCUGGUGAUGCUAAUGAAAUUGAAUUGAAAUCUUGGGUUUUUGAUUGCGGGAUUAGGGAUUUAGGUUGGGGUUUUUGCUCUAGUGAUUCAAUUGUUUUGGGUUCUGGUCUUGUUCAUUUUGGGUUGAUUUAUCCAAUCAUAGGGGUUUCAUCGUCUUCCCAUUUGUCAAAUUUUAAUAAUGAUUACUCUAAAGCCAUUCGUGCACAAUUGAAUCUCAAGAUAUUAGAUGUUAGUGGGAAGCCUUUAGAAUGCAAGGUUAGUGAUCUUGAAUUGGUCAAUAUGGAGAUGUUUUCUAGGAAUACAGAUAAAGAUAGUUUGAUUCCCGUUGAGUUCAUGGAUUCGCAAAUUCGGGGAUGUGAAAAGAACAGAUUUUGGGGACAUUUUGGCGAUAGAAUCAUUAAGUUCCAUGUUAAGGCUGUGUAUAAAUAUGAGGAGGGUGUAAAUUUUGACGGGCUGUUUUCGGAUUCCAUUCUUGUGCGUGAAUUUUCAGGAGAAUCAGUGAAUGAUGGGAAGGAGAAUUCUAGUGAGUUUUUUGCGGAUAAGGUUCUGAAAAUUCUUGCUAGGGAAAUGGGUGGAUUGCUGCAGAAGAAGGGCAUACCCAUUUGGCAAAUUUUCCUCAGUUUCCUCUACAGAAGAGGUUACUGGGCUUUGGUAUCUCUUCUAAAUGGCAAUGGUGAAUCCCAUAUGGGUAUCCUCAAGCCUUUUACAAUUUUCUCAGCUCUCUUAUCUAUUGUAGAUGAUGAGUCUUGUUCUCACAGUAAAGUAAAUGAAUUUGGUGGAGUGGAUCCGGCACCAUUUGUCAUGACAAUGGACAAUGAGAUCUGUAAAUCAAAUGGACUUGCUGCACUAGGAGAAGUUAAAAGGAAAAAGAAAAAAAGACAUUUGCAUUUGCUUCAAGACCUCACAUGGGAUGCUUUCUGUAAGGCAGCUUCUGGAAACACCAUGAUAGAUUUUGAAGAGGUCUACUUUGCCACAGAAUGUAACUCUAAGAAGUUGAAAUUUUUGAAGUGUUGGAUGAAACAGAUUGAGAAAUCCAGCAGUUGCAGCUUGAUGACCGGGGAGAAAGCCAAGCAACAUACGGACAUUCCAAAAGAAAUGGAAACUAGACUAGCUGAGUUGCCUCAAGAUAGUGAACAACCAAUACCUUCAACUGCUUCCAUGGGAGAGGAAGCUUUGACCAGUGCUUCUAGAAUACAGGAUGAUGCUGCCCUUGACAUGCGCUCUGAAACUUCUGAAAGUUUUUUCAGCAAUCUUUCCAUCAAAAUGCAGCAAGGUCUUGAAUCUGAAGGAGUAGACUUGGGGGCUUUGGCAGAGCGACUUGUGAACUCAUCCAUUUAUUGGUUGUAUCAAAAGCAGGACAUUGAAAACACUUCUGAGAGUCAAACCCCAGCGGUAAAACCCGAUGAUGCUUGUAGCAGCAUAGCUGUUAUUGAAUUGAAGAAGCUUUUACUUAGGGAGCCCAAAGACUUGAUUGCAAUGCACAAAAACAAUGAUCCUUCCACUAAGGAAUCUAAUCCCAGGCCUGCCAGAUUUACAUCAGAAAGUAUAGUUAGAGAAUAUGAAUUGCAAAUUUUGUUUCGCAUGGAGAUUCUUCAAUCAGAGAUCAGAUCAAGUAUUGAGGAGCCUGUGAAACAGAAAUUCGUGAGGCAGAUUUGCUUGCUUUUAGAGGCCAUCCAGUGCCACCUGCAGGGUGGCUUCUUUGGUGAUUGGAGCCUUGAUAAUUAUGUUCAAAAGAUCAUUAAAGAUAGGUAUUGUGACACUCUUGGUGACACAGUUCACAGAAUCUAUACGAAAAUGGACUUGUUACUUUUUGCAGAUGAGGAUGAAAGUCCUAAUCAUUUACUCAAUAGUGAGGAUAGUAAUCAAUCAUGGAGGGAUGAGACGGGUGAAAAUUUUCGAGUAAAUAAAUCAGUCUCAUUGGAAGAUGAGUCCCUACAGCUGCAUGAAAAUGAUGAUGAGAAUCCUCAAGGGAUUCGAAGGGAGGAGCAUGCUCGAAAAGUAAUGGAAGCUCAUGAGAGGCGAGAAAGGGCUCGAAGAUUUGCAUCUUUCACAAGUUGGGUGCCAGAUUUGCAAAGAGUUUGGGCCCCAAAGCAGCCUAAGGCAAUGAAACCAAAGUCAAAUUGGAAGCUUCCAAAAAGAAAGGAUCAUAAAAGUGCAAGCUACGACAAGGUAUGUGAGACUCCAAUGACAGGAAACAAACGUUCUUGUUCAAUAGAAAGCGAUACUGAUGAAUACGUCCACCAAGAUUCUGGGUCUCGCACUUGCAGUUCUGUUUCCAAGGCUUUGUUUCAAGAUAACCGGUAGCAUACCAAUUUUUAAGCUAUCCUGACGAGUGGCAUUCUUACAGAAAUCAUUUGUGAAAAGAAUGAAGGCUUAGUAAGAGCUAACUACUGAUCAUGUGCAGUUGUCUUAUACCAAUGAAGCUUCAGCCAAAUUUGGUUCCAACUUAAUCAUCAGAGUUGGUACUUUUUCUUCCAACUCUAGUUUUUCUCUUAAUUCUUUGUAAAAUAGUUUUAAUAUUAAUUGGUUGUAACAUUGAAGUAAUUUCAUCUUCUCCAUAGUUUAUUCCAU
Pistacia vera is the source of this 3216-nucleotide messenger RNA. RefSeq lists its product as uncharacterized. The record is from RefSeq and is a predicted model, not a curated record. NCBI's taxonomy places the organism in Eukaryota, Viridiplantae, Streptophyta, Magnoliopsida, Sapindales, Anacardiaceae. Gene Ontology annotation, molecular function: chromatin binding. Bases 1 to 2949 code for a protein of 982 amino acids. The transcript has 3 exons. Gene Ontology annotation, cellular component: nucleus. Gene Ontology annotation, biological process: regulation of DNA-templated DNA replication initiation; response to ionizing radiation; mitotic DNA replication checkpoint signaling.